Molecule: messenger RNA, 1302 nt
Organism: Soboliphyme baturini
Lineage: Eukaryota; Metazoa; Nematoda; Enoplea; Dioctophymatida; Soboliphymatidae
Source: the annotation of a GenBank genome assembly
AUGGUCAACAAACCUCAGAUGCGCAUCGUAGGUACCCCCAUCGUCAUAGAUCAUUUCAGUAAGAAACUUUGUUAUUCGAAACUAGCACUUUGCUUUUUGACUCAUGCUCAUUCCGAACACUAUCAAGGGUUAUCUGCGAAAUGGAAGCAUCGAAUAUACUGUUCGGAAGUGACGGCAAAAAUCUUAGCCUACUUCUUCAACUUUGAACGCGACGUUUUGCAUCCUCUGCAACUUAAUGAAACUCAUCCACUGACAUGGGGGAGCGAUCCGGAAUCUGAAUGCGCAACCGUUACUGCGAUCGAUGCUGAACACUGCCCAGGAUCCGUGAUGUAUUUGUUUGAGGGUCAUUUUGGAAGGGUUGUUUGUACGGGAGAUUUUCGACUUGAGGACUGCUCCGUUGUACCGGAGCGAUGGUGGUCAUCCCCUGUGGAUAAGAUGUACUUCGAUGAUUACGCUUAUGACUGGGAAGAAAGCGUUUCCAAAGAAUCGUUGCAUUGGCCCUCUCGUGAUAAGGCACGUGAAGAGGCCUUGAAUAUCCUGCGUGGACAUUUGCCUGAUAAGGUUUUUCUCGUUAUGCCUCAACAGAAGCUAGGUAAAGAGGAACUGCUGAUAGCCAUUGCACAGACCUUCGGCGUCCAUAUACUGGCGCCAAAAGAACGAGUGGAUAUCGCAAAGCUGAUCGGACUUCCGGACGUGUUCACCAACGACCCUGUCGCUGCACGAAUGGAGCUAAUAAGCUUACGGUCGAUAAAAGCAGCACUGAGAUCUGCUGCUGCGGCCAACGGUUCGGUGAUCAUCCUCCUUCUGACGACCGUCGUUCGGAAAAGACCAUUUUUGCAAGAGCUGCUUUCGGCUCCGUUUGUUUUUUGGAUUCCCUACUGUGAUCAUUGUAAUCCAACUGAGUUAGACAACUUCAUUAACCUCUUCCAUGCUAAACACAAGAUUCCUCGACGACUGGGAACGAUCACUGCUGGCAGUGAUCGCCGUCAUGCCAAAGAGGUACACGAAGAGAUGCCAAAAAGAAAGCUUGCAUCUCCAAAUAGAUUGGAUUGUUCUUCCAGCUCAGUUCCUAAUGGAUUAGUCACUCCAGCCACUAGUCAUGAAGACGUGGAUCAAGUCUCAACGUUGCCAGCUAACUUGGUCACCUGCACUGCGGUCGCGUCAUCGUCUACCUGUACUCCGGCGAACGUCGUAAUCGAAUCAGCGGUCGAAAAUGUGACUGAUGCGGUUCCGGUCUUGUUUAAUGACCGUGAUAUGCGUUGUCUUUGGUACAUAUGCGAGCAUGGUAUCUCUCACCCGUAG